CAAACUGAAGGAUCCAACUGCUCUGACUGGACUUCAAACAUGUUUAAAACAUUUUCUGGAAUAACAUUUUUUAUUUUCUGUUUAAUUCAUACUGAAGGCCAAAGUUAUCCUGAAUUUGGCUUCAUAGAAACAUGCAGGGGAUCAUCAUAUGAUAAAAUUGUCUUCAUUUUGGAUACUGAAGAGGCUGCAUAUAAAGACAUAGAAAAGGAAAAACUAGUUUUCACACUACCUGAUAUGGUAAACUCCUUUUUAAAUGCAAAUCCUCAAUAUUCUCUGAAUGAUCUAAGACUCAAUGAUGUUGGAAUACCAGCUUUCUGCACAGAGAUUUACCACAAGAUACUCUCUUUGAAUGUGUCUGAAGACACUGAACCUCUUGAACCUCCUUGGACCACAGUUUACUCCCGGAAUGAUGUGAAAUUAAAUGUCAAGAACACUCUGAUCUGUCAUGUGACUGGAUUCUUUCCCCCGCCGGUCAGAGUCUUGUGGACCAAGAACAAUGUGAAUGUGACAGACGGAUCAACUAUCAGCAGAUAUUACCCUAACAAAGAUGGCACAAUGAACGUCUUUUCUCGACUGAGCUUCAUUCCAGAGGAAGGAGACGUUUAUGGUUGUUCAGUUGAGCACAAAGCUCUUCAACAACCUCAGACCAGAACAUGGGAUGUGGAGGUACAGCAGCCCAGCAUUGGUCCAUCUGUGUUCUGUGGAGUUAGUCUUGCUCUUGGGCUUUUUGGUUUUGCAACUGGAGUCCUUUUCAUUGCCAAAGGAAAAAAAUGGAUAUAAUUAUACAUAAGUCAACAUUAAAAGUGGAUCAGACCCUUUCAUCAAAGUUGUCCUAAAUCUACCGAGCAGCACGGAUUCUUGAAAAAUAGUUUUGAUCCACUUCAAAUGUUGAUUACUAAAUAAUGAUGGAAAAAAAAAAAAAAACAUUUUGGUGUUACACUGUAAAAAAUAAGAUGACAAAAAGUGAUGACAAAUGCAUUUUUGUUACUUUAAGGUAUUUCAAUGUGUUGAUCCAGCUCUAACCCUGAUAUAUAUUAUAUAUAAUUAUAUAUUGUAUUUUAGUUAUGCAAAGAUUAACUUGAUAUUUUUAGUCAAUUUGACAUGUAAAUUGACAUGACUAGAAAAACUAAAAGCUAAAGAAACAGGAAGAUGGCACGAAUGUUUAAAGUGCCGUUGUCAUAUAAAAAUAGCAUAUAAGUUUGCAUUGCAAAUGAACAGAAACUAAACUAAACCUGUUUGGUUAUAUCUUAUAUCUGCUUCAAGAAAUAGCAUUAGACUAUUUAAAAUGCUUGAUUACAUUUUUGGCAAACACAGCAGGUCUCAUAUAUAAUAUGUCCAAUCAACGACAAUUGUAUUGUACAUAAGUCAUACAAGAAUGUAAAUACUGUUUAAAAAAAGACUUCUUAACUUUUAUUUAAGGUUUACAGUGCAAAUCAAAUUACAAUAAAAAACAAA
Molecule: messenger RNA, 1455 nt
Organism: Danio rerio (zebrafish)
Lineage: Eukaryota; Metazoa; Chordata; Actinopteri; Cypriniformes; Danionidae
Source: RefSeq, a predicted model, not a curated record